Closterium sp. Yama58-4 is the source of this 4035-nucleotide messenger RNA. The record is from the annotation of a GenBank genome assembly. NCBI's taxonomy places the organism in Eukaryota, Viridiplantae, Streptophyta, Zygnematophyceae, Desmidiales, Closteriaceae.
AUGGCUGCCAUUGUUUCGCAACUUUCCCCCACUGCCGUUCUCGAGAGGGGCCAGUUGCGCGAGACAGAAGGCUGUUCUGCCUCCGUAGCUGUUUUCUUCAAUGGCCUCAGACGUGAGUCCACGACAGCACUACCAUCCCGAUCAAACCGCAUCGUCCGCCGCCAUUCACGGUAUUCAGUCGCACGUGCAGCAGAGAGCAGUGAUUCCUCUGAUCAGUCAGCUGCUCCACUCGCUACAGUCACACAGUCCUCUACUCCGGACCUGUCUUCCGCCACUGCCGCUUUGAACCGCCUCAAAUCUAAUCUCGCUACAUUCACACAGUCCACCUCCACUCCAGACGUGUCCUCCGCUGUAGCCGCUGCUCAGCCUUACGCUCCAUCCGUCCUAGGCGCGGGAGCGCUCGGUGUUGCGUCUUAUUUAAUAGUCAGAAAGCUCACGUCCGGUUCUGCUAAAGCGGAAGAGGGAGCAGAGGCGAAAGCAGCUCCACCCAGCGGCAUCGUGCCACGUGCCAAGAAAGCCGCAAAAACCGCUCUAGCGGCGAUGGCGGCGACUUUCCCGCGGGCCAUGCAGGAGGAGGCUUUCAUGAAGGCCGUGAGCCAAGAGCUCAGCAAACUGGGCUUCAAAAGAGACAACUGCAUUGCGCUGGUGUCGACGUGCCGGGACGAGGUGUGCAGGCCAGUGGUGAGCCUGGUGGACCGCGAGUUUGGGCUGUCUUUCAACAUCGCUGGGCUGGGCGGCGUGCUCAACUGCGGUUCCACGGGUUUUAAGGCUGCCAUGUCGCACUCGCCAGAGUUCCGCUGCGAGACCGAUGGGACUGUCAAGGAGAGAUACAUAUUCUUUGCCUUCCCUCACGUGUCAAUCGGAGAGUCGGGAGAGGUGGGAUCGCUGCUGCGGCGUGGCCGAGGCAAGCCCUCCAGUGCUUGUGGAGCGCUGAUCGCCAUUCAGAACGACAUCAAUGCGGGCAAGGCGACGGUUGCGGAUCCGUAUGAUGAGGAAUAUGUGCUGCUUAAGAAGAAGGUCAAGUCGCUGAUUCUACGCCGGGGAGGUUCAGAGUAUUCAUUGGUGGAGGUGACUCGUGCUGCACUGGCAGCCAUCAAUGAUGACCUGGAAAAGCUAAUCUCCCUGACCGUCGACCCAGCCGCUGCUGACUACGCUGUAAUAACAGGCGUGCAGAUUCACUCAGGCGACCAGAUCCCUGGCGAGCCAUUCUGCAUCGAACGCACUUGUGAUUAUAUUGCUCCUGAUAUGAUGUAUGCGGUUGUCAGAGGACAACGGUAUGACCUGCAGCUGGAAGCCAAUAAGGAGGACUUGGCAGUCCACUCUAAAGACGAGUCCAUUGAGCAGUAUGAAGCACGGCUGGAAGCUAGAAGACAGCAGCUGCAAGCAAGUGGAGCAGCCGUUAAGAGCAAUCCCGUUUCGUCAACCGGUAGCAUGGCGGACGCGUUUGAGAUAACGCCUCGGACGGCCAUCGGAAUUACGAGUAUAAUCAGCAUUAUCGCGUUAGUAGCUCCUUUCUUCAUGAGCGCGUGGAACCCUGCUGCUUCGCCUCACAUGAAGGGCCUCACCUACCUGACGUUGCUCCUGGGAUUCUACAUGGCGUGGAACAUCGGUGCGAAUGACGUGGCAAACGCAAUGGGGACGUCAGUGGGUUCGGGAGCGCUGACGCUCCGCCAGGCCGUGCUAGCAGCGGCGAUCUUGGAGUUCGGUGGGGCUUUCCUGGUGGGAUCGCACGUGAGCCACACGAUGCAGAACGGAAUCAUCAAGGCGAAUGUGUUCGCCGGGAAGAACGCGAUGCUCUUCACAGGGAUGAUCUCCUCUCUGGCAGCCGCAGGAACGUGGCUUCAGGUCGCUUCGUACUUCGGCUGGCCGGUAUCGACGACGCACUGCAUCAUCGGAGCCAUGGUUGGAUUUGGCAUCAUCUUCGGUGGCUGGAAUGCCGUGUACUGGUCGUCGCUGGCUCGCGUGGUGUCGUCGUGGGUCGUCUCGCCUCUUCUCGGUGCCAGCAUCGCCUUCAUUGUCUACAAGUGUAUCCGAAAGUUCGUUUACAGCUCGUCCAAUCCGGGACAGUCAGCGUCCACCGCAGCGCCGAUCCUCGUCUUCGCGGGCGUCUCAGCCUUUUCCUUCUUCUCGCUCUUCACCUCCCCGGGAGUCCUCCUGCGCGCCUGCGCGCUUUCCCUGGCCGCGGGCGCUGCUUCCGCGGUGGCCAUGAAUGCGGUGAUCAAGAGGCAGAUGGGCGCGCUGCUGGGGGAGUUCUGUGAGAUUCCCAAACCGGAGGAGCCGAAGCCGGAGAAGGGCCGCGGGCCCAUGGGCACGCAGCUGCGCAUCGUUUAUGGCGUGUUUGGAUACCUGCAGGUGCUCUCUGCGUGCUUCAUGUCAUUUGCUCACGGUGCAAACGAUGAAGCGAAUCAUCCAUGUAUCCAGCAGCCUAACUUCGAGGAAGCCCUUCAGGCUCACUUUCUCCGCUUGCCGACGAGAUACGCCCUGGAUGUGAACACGGAGCGAGCAGAGGACGUGCUAACGCACAAGCGGCUCCUGGAAGAAGCUGCAAAGAUGCCGAGCCAGCCGGUGGUGCAUGUCCGAGCCGUGCGGGUAGGUUUGGAAGAAGUUCAAGAAAGUCUGAGUACACUUGGAAAAGGGAACGUUGUCACAGCGGCACUGCCAGGGGCAGCGGGGGGCGAUGGUGCUGCAGGGGGGGGCACCAUGGAGACUGACGAGGCGGCCGCUGAAUUCAAGCGCCAAGGUUCUCUCGCGCAAGUGCCCAUGCACGAAGUCACCUUCUCCACUGUGGACCGACCCAAGCUUCUCAGUCAACUGUCAGCAGUGCUGGCGGACGUGGGGUUGAACAUCUGUGAGGCGCAUGUCUUCUCCACCUCCGAUGGGCUCUCCCUCGAUGUCUUUGUCGUCGACGGCUGGCCCUCCGAGGAUGUGGUGGAGAUGCGGGCGGCACUCAUGCGGGCAGCACAGCAAUCGGGGGAGAAUGGUGCGCAGUCAACCCUUCCAGAAGCAUCUGGCCAAUCAAACCCCGCCAUGUCAGAAUCCACAGGCGUGCCCGUGUCCACGUCAGCAGCCACAGGAGCAGCAGGACACGUGGCAGCCUCCAGUCUGUCCGGGGCGGACUCGCGUGUGCGCAUCCCAUCGGACGGGCGGGAUGACUGGGAGAUUGACAACGACCAGCUGAAGCUGCAGCAUAAGAUCGCCUCGGGGUCGUUCGGAGACCUGUACCGCGGCACGUACUGUGGGCAGGACGUGGCGAUCAAGAUUCUCAAGGCGGAGCGGCUGAAUGACACGUUGCAGCAGGAGUUUGCUCAGGAGGUGUUCAUCAUGCGGAAGGUGCGGCACAAGAACGUGGUUCAAUUUAUUGGGGCCUGCACCAAGCCCCCAAACCUCUCCAUCGUCACAGAGUUCAUGGUGGGCGGCAGUGUGUACGACUAUUUGCACAAGCACCGCGGCAGUAUGAAGCUGCCCAUGGUGCUGCGCGUGGGCAUGGACGUGGCAAAGGGAAUGGACUUUCUGCACAAGAACAACAUCAUUCACCGUGACCUCAAGGCCGCUAAUUUACUCAUGGAUGAGAACGAUGUGGUGAAGGUGGCGGACUUCGGAGUGGCACGAGUGAAGGCCAACAGUGGCGUCAUGACAGCAGAGACUGGCACUUACCGCUGGAUGGCACCUGAGGUGAUUGAGCACCGGGCGUACGACCACAAGGCAGACAUCUUCAGCUUCGGUAUCACCAUGUGGGAGAUGCUCACCGGCAAGCUGCCCUACCCAGACCUCACACCCUUGCAGGCAGCAGUCAGCGUCGUUCAACGAGGCCUGCGUCCGCCCAUCCCCAAGGGCACGCACCCGCGGCUGGCAGAUCUCUUUGAGCGCUGCUGGGCCACCAACCCUGUUGACCGCCCCGAGUUCUCAGAGAUCAUCCGAGUAAUUGCCGAGAUUGCACAGGAGCUGGAGGAGGAUGGAGAGGCCGACCAACAGAGACGCGAGAAGCGCGGAGGGUUCUUUGCUUCAUUCAAGAGAGCAGGAUCGGGACCUAGGUGA